Indicator indicator is the source of this 2088-nucleotide messenger RNA. It is a transcript of the gene DBF4, whose product is annotated as DBF4 zinc finger. Gene Ontology annotation, biological process: positive regulation of nuclear cell cycle DNA replication; regulation of cell cycle phase transition. The record is from RefSeq and is a predicted model, not a curated record. Gene Ontology annotation, cellular component: nucleus; Dbf4-dependent protein kinase complex. The transcript has 12 exons. Lineage: Eukaryota; Metazoa; Chordata; Aves; Piciformes; Indicatoridae. Gene Ontology annotation, molecular function: protein serine/threonine kinase activator activity; nucleic acid binding; zinc ion binding. Bases 1 to 2088 code for a protein of 695 amino acids.
AUGAAACCCAGCGCUGCGGAGGCCGCCGACAGAGCAGCGCGUCCCCCAGAUGGAAUGCAAGGAAAAGCAGAAAGGAUAAAAUCUGCUUUGAAGAGUGUGAAAAAAGACACAGGGAAAACAGAGAAACUGAAGUUCAAGCCACUCACUGGGAAGGUUUUUUACCUGGAUAUUCCUUCACAUGUCAUCUCUGAAAAGAUAGCAAAGGACCUCAGAGAGCUGGGAGGGAGAGUGGAAAGUUUCCUUAGUAAAGAUAUCAGCUAUCUGGUGUCUAACAAAAAGGAGGCCAAAUUUGCACCCAGCCUUGCUCAGAUUUCUCCUGUUCCCAGCCCAGAGUCUGCACAUCAUGGAGGGAACAGUUCCCCUCACCCCAGCAACUGCAGAGAUCAACAGGAGGGGAGUUCAUUCAAGGUGGUGGACACAGUGCGUAUGAGCAGAGGAAAAUCCCUGGUUAAGAAGGCAAUGAAAGAGCAGCACUUAAUCCCCUCUGGUAGCAUCCUGUCCAAUGCUUUGAGCUGGGGAGUGAAGAUUCUUCAUCUGGAUGAUGUUAAGAAUUACAUUGAACAAAAGAAGAAGGAGCUCUACCUCCUCAGGAGGCCAGGCAGUGCUUCCAAAGAUGUGGAAAAACAAGUUCCUGCUUCAAAGUCCAGAACAGGCAGGCUGAAGAAUCCUUUUGUCAAGGUAGAAGACAGAAGCCGCCAGUACCGACCCUUCUAUCUGCAGUUCCCCAUCUUCCCAGCUCUCAACUACUGUGUUCCAAAGCCCUACAGCCCCUUUGAGGUGGAGAAGAAGCUUCCAUCUGCUCCAAAGCAAACUCAGCCUAAGCAAAGAAACAAAAUAAUCAGUGACAAGGACUGUGGGACCCCUCUUCAUCUGCCUCAGAAGGACAAAAAGAAGAGAGGAUAUUGUGAAUGCUGUGGAAAGAAAUAUGAAGAUCUGCACACACAUCUUGAAAGUGAACAGCACCAAAACUUUGCACAAAGCACAGAGUACAGAAUCGUGGAUGAAAUCAUCUCCAAGUUUGUUUAUCAGUUUGUGGAAUACAAAGAUGAUGCCAAAAAACUUAAAAGGACAAAAUGCAGCAUAGGAUAUUUCCCUCCUGUCCUGGGGAGGGUAACUCGACCAGAGGAGCUGAAGGAGCAGCUGCAGAGGCAGCAGGUGGCCUUGAGAAGUUUCUCCUGGAAGGACUCAGCAGCCUGGGGUCUCAGAGGGGGCUGCCAGCCUGCAGAGACCCAGCCCAGCUCCCUGCCAGCACCAACCCCUCUUGCUCAAUGUGUCUGUCCACACCUGCCACAAGCUUCUGAACUAAAAAGUAAGUUGAGAACCAAUGAAGAAAAGAUCCGAGCUGGUUGUAGUGCUGCAAGCUUCACAGAGUCUGUGGCACAGCCUCCCCCUCAGAGAAGUGCCCAGGUCUGCACAGAGAACUUACCUCAAGCUUGUCAGCUGCUCAGUAAAGAACCACAGGACCCACAAGGAAAGCAAAAGGACUUGCAGGGCUCUCAGGAAGGAAUCUGCCCUUUACAUUCUCAUCUUCCAGUUGCAGAUCUUGGCGAGAAGGACAAAAACCUGUUGCUGCCAAAACGAAAAUUAACCAGUACAGCAGUUCUGCCAGCAAAGUGCCUAAGAAAAGCAGCUGCCCACCCUGUAUCUGGCAAGAGGCAGGGUGACCUCACAGAUAACCAUCAGCAGAGCCUGCUGCUGGAACCCAAGGGGCCUGAUGCUGCUGCAAACAAAGACCUGGGGGAGUUGGCUUCUCAAAGCUCACCCUCUGCAAAGCUGCACAGAAAAGUGAAGCUUUGUCUGGGGAGAAACAAGAGAGAAAGCCAGAGGCAGAAGGUGGAGCUGUGUCUGAAGCAGCAUCCAGAGGCAUUGGCUGCUGCUGAGGAGAAGAAAAGCUGCUGUAGCUCACCAGUGCAGGCCCUCUUGGACCUGUUUCAGACCAGUGAAAGAAACUCCGAGUUUGGAGGUUUCUCAGGUUACACUGAGAGCAAAGAUUCUGCCAACACAAAAGAUGCCUGGGAAGAGCAGAAUAGCAACAUCCCAUGGUGGUUAUUUUCCACUUCAUCCUCAUCCCCCUUUGUUGGAUUUUAA